UUUCGGUUGUCAAGAUGCUAUGUUUGUAAACAUACCAAACAUACGUGGUGUCGUUGAGGAACACAACACAAGUUUUCAAAUAUUUUAUUUUUGUUUGUCAUCCGAUGGAAACAUGAAACCUUGACUCAUGACCAACAUAAAAAUAUUCAUAUCCUCUGAAUUGUACUUCAGUUCCGUCAACGGCUAUUUAUUCGGCUAUGUGAAACAAUUCAAAGAGUCGAUCGCCUUCUAUUUGCUACGAUGCGGUUCCAACGACAGCAAUUUGAAUGGGAAUGGUCAAUUGCUUGGAGCUAUAAUUGACAACGAGUACGCCGAUGGAAAUGACUCCUCGAAUUUCGUACAAUUUGUAAACGGCUCCAAGAACAUUUUAUUGAAUCGUGUUGUUAUCAACCGAACCACAAAUGUACCAAUUGAGUCAGUGCAGAUCAUUUUGUACGACAACAUGAAAUGGAUUGAAGCAUCAGCCGAUUUAGACGGUGAUGUGGAUACGAUCAAUGAGGACUGCAUGAUUAAAUGUUUGGGUCUGUUCAUUCAUGACGAUCGCAACAAAAUUAAGUCUUUCGACAAAAACACCGCUGGCUGGAACAUUAAAAUAGUUCAAAUUGUCGGGUUUGCUGUAAUGGCAAUACUGAAUAUGGUGAACAAAUUGGCUGUGGUUAAACACAUGAUGGACUGGUGGCACUGUCUAAACGGCGGAUUGCGUAGAAAACAAAAAUUGUGGACCAUCGGUUCGGAUGUUUUGGCUGGGCUUGUUAUAUUAACAUGGUUGAUCUACCUGGGAAAGCCGGGACAGUAUUUUAUGCAAUUUACCGAGUUUGUCGUCUACAACGUACGCAUUCUAUUGAGUUCACUGAAAGGCAGUCCAGCCGGCUUGAAACUGAAUGUUGAACUAAACAAUUUCUUCCUAAACUGUUUCACUUAUCAUGUGGAUUUGUGGGCAACAUUUCUCGUACUUGUGUCACCUGCCGUUCAGUACCUCUUCAUACCGCUGGCUAUUAUUGGUUGUUUGGGUCUGUCAUUUCAAUUGGCUUUAUUGUCGGAUUUGCUGGUGUUGAUCAGCGUGCAUGCUCAUUGCUUCUACAUCUACACAGCAGUCCUGUAUCACAUUGAAGUUGUGGGUAUAUCUGCCUUAUGGAGAGUAUUUUUGGGCAAACGAAAUAACAUUCUGAAAGACCGCAUUGAGUCGCAUGAUUACACAAAUCCUCAGCUGUAUUUAGCAACAAUGUUCUUUGCAACGUUGCUCUUCAUUCUACCAACGGUGUUGGUGUAUUACACCGUUUUUGCAGCGCUAAGAUUUUGUGUGUAUUGCAUCACUUACACCCUGGCUAUGAUACAACGUCAAAUACUGAUCUUCCCUACAUACAACUACUUGAAAUGGCUAACUGGUAGCUUUGUUAACGAUGAUAAUAUCGAGAUGACAUGCCUUGUCAAUAGAACUGCGAAAACUGCAAACGUUACGUGUCCCGUUUCGAUUAUUUCAAUUGAAGCAAAAUCUUCGAUGCCUACCAGUAGAUGUCCAUCGAAUAUUAAACUCAAUUCUGAUUCGUUGAUGUCAAUCGACCAAUUUCUGCUCAGCCUCAUCCGCAGUGAUAUGUUGGGAUUUAUUCAUCCGCAAAGGAAGUGAUCCAAUUCACCAAUAGUUCCAUGUUUUGUACAAAGAGUGUCAGACCGGAUGGUCGUUUGUAUUAUUCGUCAAUAAAGUACGAGUCUAGUUCAACUGAA
Molecule: messenger RNA, 1722 nt
Organism: Bradysia coprophila
Lineage: Eukaryota; Metazoa; Arthropoda; Insecta; Diptera; Sciaridae
Gene: PIG-Q
Product: phosphatidylinositol glycan anchor biosynthesis class Q
Biological process (GO): GPI anchor biosynthetic process
Cellular component (GO): endoplasmic reticulum; membrane
Source: RefSeq, a predicted model, not a curated record